AUGAACUGGUUUGAAAAUUAUUUCUCUCGAUUUCCUGAGGAUGUUUCCUGGCUCAACACUCAUGCACCUCUGCUGCUUUCACUCACGUCAUCUGAAGAUGAGCAACAUUUUGGUUCUAACUGGAGAUCCCACCUGACAGCCCCAGCUGUGGUGACACAGCCUGUCCGUGGUUUCGGCGGCAGGAGCACAUUCGCGACUAUUGUCCAGACUGGCGGUGACUGGAGCACCGGCCUCUUCAGUGUCUGCAGAGACAGGAAAAUUUGCUUCUGUGGGCUGUUGUGCCCCAUGUGUCUAGAAUGUGACAUGGUUAGGCACUACGGAGAGUGUUUCUGUUUGCCAAUGCUGCCUGGAUCCACUUUCGCACUGAGAACUGGCAUGAGAGAGAGACACAAAAUACGGGGUACACUGUGUGAGGACUGGCUGGCCGUGCACUGCUGUUGGCCUUUCUCCAUCUGCCAGGUGGCCCGAGAACUCAAGAUGAGGUCCUCCAUGCUCUAUGAGAUCAACGCAGCCCCACCGACCAUAGGACACCUUGCUCUGAUGCAGUGA
Suncus etruscus (white-toothed pygmy shrew) is the source of this 549-nucleotide messenger RNA. RefSeq names its product PLAC8 like 1 (gene PLAC8L1). Lineage: Eukaryota; Metazoa; Chordata; Mammalia; Eulipotyphla; Soricidae. The record is from RefSeq and is a predicted model, not a curated record.